Molecule: messenger RNA, 1599 nt
Organism: Amorphotheca resinae ATCC 22711
Lineage: Eukaryota; Fungi; Ascomycota; Leotiomycetes; Helotiales; Amorphothecaceae
Exons: 2
Coding region: 1-1599 (532 amino acids)
Biological process (GO): ergosterol biosynthetic process
Cellular component (GO): lipid droplet; endoplasmic reticulum membrane; mitochondrial outer membrane
Molecular function (GO): 3-beta-hydroxysteroid 3-dehydrogenase (NADP+) activity
Source: RefSeq, a predicted model, not a curated record
AUGGGGCUAUCACCAUGGGAAACUAGCGACAGCCAGCUGUUCGCACUCAUCACAGGCGCAAAUAGCGGUCUAGGUUACUCAAUCGCCACUCGUCUCAUGGAUGAAUUCAUGACCUCGCCAUCAACACCCUCCAGCAAGCAUCUCAUUCUAAUCCUCUGCACACGAAGCCCUCUGAAAACGCGCUUUACCAUUUCUCGUUUACGGGCCCACCUCCGACAACUAGUCGACUACUCCCCUUUCGCCGCAGACCUCCGCAAGAAAGCGACAGCACAGGGGAAUGAAUACAGAUGGGAGGACAUGGUGCAGAGAGUACAUUUCUUGGGCGUGGAGGCUGAUCUCUGUAAUCUGAAGAGCGUAUAUGCUGUGGCUAACCAGCUGGUUAAUGGAACGGUGGGCAGCCCGGAUGCAACGACUUACGAUGGGGGCAAGCUCCCUCACGGCUCUCCAGGAACCCAGAGUUUUUCACCGGAAAUUCAGCAAGAUACCUGGGCUUUAAGCCAGAAGCCAGGAUCAACUGGUGCACACAGAUCAUGGGGUUGGGGAUUGAGCGGUAUACGGGUGCCGAGAUUGGAUGUAGUGGUUCUCAAUGCAGGAAUGGGAGGCUGGAUUGGUUUGGAUUGGUUCUGUGCUAUUAAGGAUAUCAUGUGGGAUGUCGUUGAUGCGACAACGUGGCCACGAUACAAGUUACCAAAUGUUGGAGCAGUUGUGAAGUCGCAGCUAUCUUCGAAUACAACCAAGUCUGGGGACGAACCUACACAGCCUUUGCUCUCAGGGCAGAAGAAGCCAGAUGAACCUCCUCUUGGAGAAGUAUUCUGCUCGAAUGUCUUCGGGCAUUACAUCCUUACACAUGAGCUAAUGCCCCUUCUCUCGCAACCCGCCUCGCCGUCUUCAAAGACGGGGGGUAAAAUCAUCUGGAUGUCAAGUGUCGAGGCUAUACCUCAAUCUUUCUCCAUCGAAGACAUUCAAGGUCUUAGAUCCCAGGUACCCUACGAAAGCAGCAAACGCCUCGCUGAUCUCCUUGCUCUGACGUCCGAUCUACCUUCCGUCCAACGGAUCUCUGCUCCCUUUUAUGACAGCGCUCAUACCACGACCGCCAAAAACGCGGACCAGAAAUCGAACGACAAACUAGUAAAACCUAGGAUGUACGUAACGCAUCCCGGGAUCUUCACCUCAGACAUUCUCCCCCUCAAUUUUUUCCUCAUGUUUUGCUGGAAGAUCAUAGCUCUCGUCGCGCGCUGGAUGGGAAGCCCCUGGCAUACAGGAGAUCCAUACAAAGCCUCAGUAGCACCUGUUUGGUUGGCUCUUGCGGAUCCAAAAGUACUUGAGGAUCUAGGAGGAGACAAGGCGAAAUGGGGUUCAUCAACUGAUUUUUGGGGUGAAGAGAGAGUUAGGAGGACGGAAGUUGGCGGGUGGGGAUGGGAUGGAACUGUGGGGAGUGCGGUAGAUGGGGAGAAGAGGAAGGGGAGACGGAAGGAUGCUGUUGAUGUUACCAAGGAGUCAAGGGAGGAUUUCGAGAUCUUGGGAGGGAAGUGUUGGGCGCAGAUGGAGGAAUUGAGGAGGGAGUGGGAGGGAGUUUUGGGGGUUACAGGUAAGAAUUAG